AUAUACCGAUAGAAAUUCAAGGGUUUUCAAGUGACAGAGAGUUAGUAAUAGGGAAAAAGUUUAAAAAUUUGAGAAGUUUUUUUUUUGAUCCAAUUGAUUCCAUGACUAUAGGGAUAUGCUUGGCAGACACCUCACCAAAUGACGUUGAAAUUAUGUAUUCUAUCGAGGAUAUAGAGUGUAAACUGAUAGGUCUUCCAUAUGAGAAUAACAUACUUUUGCUACCAUUGCUACAUUGUUAUUAAUCACUUUUAUAUAACCACUUUAAUAAACGCUUCCAGCUGUAAAAAUACAUAUACCCUAACAAUGCCUAAAGACAUAAAACGCGUACGAUUUGCAAACAUGGAGAACACACCAUCAUGUUCUAAAAAGCCAGAAUGCGAGGAUUGCAAGUCUUUUCAUAAAAAACUGACAACUUUGCAAGAAUCGGUUGAAAGCUUGAAACAUGAACUUAAAUCUUGUAUGACUUCGCAGAACGUUGCUGUAAUGUCGGCGCUGGCGGAGCAAAAAGUAAUUACACAGAAACUAGUACGACAAGAUUCUCUGGUGGUUUCAAUGAAAUCCUUUUUCCCAUUAAAUUCAACAGAAGAUUUAACAAAUAUUAACCAUAAAGUCAUACCAGAAACUCGCUCUAUUAUGAUAUCCACAAUCAGAAGUAUGCUUCAGUACUCUAUUAGUAAAAACCUAAAAAAUGUUUUUACUAACGAUAUAAUAAUGAAUUAUAACGUUGAUGGAACUCACGGCAAGAAGAGUCUCAAAGAGUUCAAAAAUUUGUAUCAAGUAUUAAUAGAAUCAAUAACAAGCUUGAGUAGCCCGGACGACCCGGAAACGCAGCUGAGAAAAGCACUUCAACUAAACAAAAAGCGUUUUUUUCAAAAAAGGCCAUUGAGCCGAAAUCUUCUCAGGAAUCGUCCUAAUAGGGGUGGGCAAACCAUCCAUAGUUAUUCCUUUGGAUAAUGAGUAUGUAGUCUUUUUAAUACAUGGUCUCAAUAGUUUGUAGUUUUUUAGAUUAAGAUAUUCAAAACAUUAGUUUGAAUGAACAAAAACAAAAAAAUAUAACGCUUCCCUAAAUUAUAGGGAAAUUGAAUUUUAAAGAUUU
Molecule: messenger RNA, 1096 nt
Organism: Rhagoletis zephyria (snowberry fruit fly)
Lineage: Eukaryota; Metazoa; Arthropoda; Insecta; Diptera; Tephritidae
Source: RefSeq, a predicted model, not a curated record